GGGUAAUUAGGCUUUGUUUUUAAAUUUAUAGUUGUCAUCAUAAUAAGGGGAGACUACUGUGACUUAUUACAAACAUCAACAAAAACAACAAUAAUGGAGGAGGAGGAAAUUAUUUGUCCUAAAAAUAUGACUCAUAUCUAUCAGAGACCCUGCACUGAAGAUGAAUCAUUUGAGCAGGUGGACAUUAUUUCAUCUAAGCUGCCACCUGCCGGAAUAGCCCUCUACACAGAUGUGCUGGUUACUACAAGGACUGACCCACUGACCCGCUCCACAUUCAAUGCAAUGCUUGACGCAGAUGGAAGAUUGGUCAAUGAACAUCAGUUAAGAAAAGCUGUAUUCCUUGGUGGUGUAUCACCAGACAUUAGGAAAGAAGUUUGGGGUUUCUUGUUCGGCUUAUAUCCAUGCAACUCUACUGCUCGAGAAAGAGAAGCACUUCUACUAGAUAACAUAGUUCAGUACCAUGAAAUGAAAUCCAGGUGGAAGACAUUACUUGUUCUAGAUUCUCAGCCAAAUGCUACACCCAUAGAACAAGGACUGGUUGCAAGGUAUCAAAUUCAAGCUCAAAAUGUAUCUCAAAAUCAGUCUGACACUACAGAGGCAAUCUUGCAGGACACACUCUCAUCUGUUUCCACUUCAAUGCACAGCGAUAAAAUUGAUUUUAGAUGUCUAGGUCACCCUGAACUAGCAGAGUCAUAUAGUUCCUCUGAGAUGAGUCAAAAAAUUACUUUUAUGAGGCUUCAAGCACAGGUUCAAGUUAAUAGACAGAAGAUUGAUGUAUCAAAGCUUAGGUCAAAUAUACGAGUCAUUGACAAAGAUGUACCAAGAACAGACAGGGAUCAGCCAUUCUUUAGUGGUCAUGGGAAUCCUCACCUGUCAGAAUUACGAGAUGUACUCAUCACCUUUGCUGCCUAUCAUGAUGCCCUGGGCUAUGCUCAAGGUAUGAAUGACAUACUGUCUAGAUUCCUCUACGUAAUGGGUUCUGAGGUUCAGACAUUUUGGUGUUUCAAAACCUAUAUGGAGACAAUAGGCAAUGACUUUAUGGAGGAAGGCAUGACGCAUAAAAUAGAUCUUGUCAGGAUGCUACUGCAAGAAAUGGAUCCAGCUCUACUCAAACAUUUGGACAUAAUUGACCUUGGUAACUUGUUCUUUUGUCACAGGUGGCUAUUGCUGGGUUUCAAGAGGGAGUUUAGCUAUGAAGACUCCUUAAGAUGCUUUGAGAUUCUGUCCAGCCAUCACAUUGAGCUGACCAGUGUGGAGGCAGCACGGGCAGUUAUGAGAGAGGAGAUGAGAGAAUUUGAAAACACAGGUGGUGAUGUUCGUACCACUGGGCCAGUGACUCACAAGGAAUACACCUUUGAGGUCUUCAUGUGUGCCACACUUCUUACUGAAUGCAGAGAGGAAUUAUUUAAUUGUCUGGACUGUGGUCAAGUCUUUAGCCUUAUCAAAGAAUUAAAAUUUGACCUGGAUUCCUUGCUGACCAAAUCUGAAAGAAUGUUUUUUAUUUAUUGCAAAAAAACUGUUGGUGAAAGUUUCCAGAUGGUAGAUACCAAGUCUGACCAACUUAAUAAACCAAGUUUUUUGGCUUCUUUUUUGAGAUAUAUAUGAUACGAUACAUUGAUUUUUUUUUUUAAUCUACUUUUGUGAUUUUUUUUUGGCUUUCUCAAAACAUAUUUAGCAAGAAUUAUUUCUCGAUAUUUCUAUUACAACUUUGGUUAUCACAAAAAUGAAAUUUAAUAAGUUCCUGAUGCAUCUCAAAUAAAUCUGUAAAUAAAUACAUCAAUUUUUGAGAUUGUGAUAACAAUUUGAAUCUGUCAUUCUUGAGUCAUGCUUUUUGAAUUUGAGGUUUUAUUGUCAAUAUUUGAUGUAAUUUAGUUUCACCCUCAUCUGUUUGUCUUGAAGAGUGGGUUACAUAAUUCAAUUUCCAAGUCAGUUGACACAAGCUCCAGCUGGAACAGCUUUCCCAGUGUCCAGCCGAACAUUCCGGGCUCACUUAGUUCUCACCAGUGACACGAGGAGGCACAAAACCAGUGUGCCUAGUCCUUAGAGGACAAAAAUGGUAAUCUUCAUAUCACAAUGAAUGAGCUAUAAGCAUUAUUAAAUAAAGCUUCAUAUUUUAUUUACAACAGGGCUGCACACUAAUGUUUCAGACUUUCAGUUACUUAGUUUUAGUUUUGUUCCAUGGGGUUUAGGUGUCUGUGAUUCUAUUAAGAAUGUUAUGGCAACAAGUUAAUCACAAAGCUUUGUUAACAUAUUAUGAUCAUAACAGGUCAUCUACGGUAUAGGGCAUUAAAGGUUGAUCAUCAUAUUUGAGUUCCUUAUGACCAGUUCCACAUCCUUUCUCUGCUCUGCUGAAGCUUAAUGUGCUUUGAGUUGUUACCAAAUGGUUAGGGUUCAAAUCAAAUAUGCCUUUAUCCUCUGCGAUCAUGCUAGAAUUUUUUGAGAAAGAACACUUAUUUCUCAAAAGAAAUAGAUCAAAUUUGUUUUUUGUCUUGUCCUUCAUUAAUUGAUUACUUGGUUUUCUUUCAUGAAAAAUAUAUAGCAGCCUGAACAAUAAACAACUACAUUCAAAGCUGUAUAAAAGUCUAAUAUGUUAAGCCCUUCUUUGAACAGCAUAUAAAGAUGUCAGUUUAGUUAUCUUUAAGAAGAAUUGAGCAAUGUAAACUGUGUAUUGUUAGAUUUGGAAAACUAACUUUCAUCAAGAUAGCGUAAGGAAGUUAUGCGGAUGACAUAAUCAUCUAUCCUUUUGAAGUAAUAUUUGUAAAAAAAAAGAUUCAUAAAAGAUUCAUAAUAUAAUCAGUAGAAAAUGUCAAAGUAAAUGAACCACCUUGGAAGAUAAGUCACUAAAAGAGGUCUACCUGGACAGCAUGGUCACAAAAGAGUUCUAGGACCUUCAAGCAAGGGAAACCAUCAUAAAAGGCACAAAGUUUAAAGCUUUUUUUAAAAAAAGCGUCUUGUUAUAAAUAUUAAUAAACUUUUGGCCAAACACUAGCUCAAGAAAUAAAAAGAACGCAAUUCCUAUCAGUUGGAGAAAUAAUUAAGCACAGACAGCAGUAGCUGUUACAUAAGCUCACAAUGAGCUGAAUGACCAUCAGUACUCUGAAAUGAACAUUGCAGAGUAAGAAAGGAAUUGAAAAGGGAAAAAGUUGAAGUUAUAGUAUGAAACAAAUUAAAGUGAUGCACAUGUGGCUCUUCUGUCUCCUUAUAGUGAUAAAAUAUUUGUUGAAUGAAAAUUUCUUCCUUUGAGAGUUGAAGCCCAUUAGGGCAGGCUAUGCACAUUGUGGAAAUAUAUGUCAGUUUGCCAUUAUGAUCGGCUUUGUUGGCAACAAAGAAAUAUUGCCUAAUUAUAUUACUUCUACUACUACUGAUAUAUUUUAUGCUAUUACACUGUUCUUACAAAUUAUAUUCAAGGCCUUUCAGUUUAUCUCUUCCUUAGAUUACUCAUUUUCUUCCAGUACAAUAUAUUCAAAGACUAUCUUGAUGAGAAAGUUCAUUUGUCUUUAAAUGCAUUGAAUGUAAUCCAGUCGUAUCUAUCUUCAGUCCAAUUCAUAACAUUUUAAAAUGUAUAACAGUUAAUACUAUCAAAGUAUUCAGGAUAAAACCCUUACAUUCAGGAAUAAAGAUUUUCAGUUGAGGAUUAUUAACUGCACACCGGCAACAUAUUCUCUCAUUUAAUUUGUAUUUCUACUUUUGUUUAAAUAAAUAUCAAGGUAAUUUUGUGUGUAAAAGGCUACUACACUUAAGGUAUAAAUGCGAUUUGCCUGCUGAAGCUAGUGUCAAGACCAAUUGGGACAUGUUGAUCUUCAAAUGGAUCCUGGAAUGUUCUAGUUAUUAAUUACAUCAUCUUCCUUCUUGGCAUAUACCAACUUUUGUGUAUGGCAAAAAAAAAAAAAAGAUGUGCACCUUUGCAUUGGUUGGGGAUCACUAUAUUGAUUAAUCGGAUGACUCAUCUGAGAUCUGGGUUUAUUUUAUUGUAUUGCAAUGGUGGUGGGUCUUUAUGUUUUUUGUUUAAAAGACUUUGUUAUCAGAUCUUUGUAUUACAGAGACAGUUUAACUAAUUCCUCACCAGGUUUUUACCCACUUGUCCCCAUGUGUGUUAUUGCCAAUUUUUUACCAAUAAAUUGAUAUACAUUUUGUGCUGCAUGUAAAAAAAAAAAAUCAAUUUUUUUAAACAAUCUGGUCCCAUUAAAAAAAAAAAAGUUUAUAGCUUGGCAAAAAAAAUCAUCAUUGUGGAUGGUUCAAACAAACACAAAAACAAUGUAAAAGUUUUUUUUUAAAUACUCAAAGAUGUUAUCAAUUUUCUUCUUGAACUGUAUGGUCCCAUAUUGACACUUAAUAAUUCUAAUUCUAAUAAUUUGAUAAUUCCUCAUUUUUUAAUUUUAAAUAAUUUGUUUUAUGUUAAACAUAGCUAUUUUUUAAUCAAUUGAAUAACACAACAAACUCGUUUAAAAAUGAUAUUUUAUAUUUAUAAUUGUGCUAAAUAAAACAAGGAAACAAAAUAUAUAUAUGUAUGUAUAGGCAUAUGAAGAGUUAUCUCAAUAUUGAUUGGAGUCAAUUAGUUCAUUUAGAAUGACACUAGAAAAUAAUUCUAUUCUGAGGAAGCGGGGAGAUAUGAUUGACUGCGAUCAUGUGCCAGUGAUUUCCACUUUAAAAAAUUGUUGAAAAUAUUUUUUAACUGAUCCAGAUUGUUGAGUGGAAGAGAUAUGGGCUUAAAAAAAAUUCAGUUUAAAAAAAAUUCAGUUUAAAAAAGUUUUAGAGGAUUCUUGUUUCUACUAAAUACCCAGUACCUGUUGGUUGUAGUAAUAGUACAUUCUCACUAAGGUGUAGGAUUUAAUGUUGUGGAGUGAGCUUUCCUUAAAACUUGAAGACAAACAUAAAUAACAUUUAAUUAUUUUUGUUCACCAUUUCCUAUGUACAUAUAUAUGGGUUCUUCUGUCUCAAAAGACAAUAGAUGUGUAUUAAUUGCUUCUUCUUGAUUCAGGCAUCAUCUUCUAAAUAGGUGAAUUCAGCAGCGCCCCAUUUGCCACAGCUUGUCUAUAAGAAUGAAUUCAUUUUAGUUGUUACAAAUUGAGAGGCUUUCUUCCCCUUUCUGUAGUUUCGAAUAUAACUAGCAAAUCUAAUUUAACAAUGAUCAGGCAAGGUUAAACUAUUUGCUCAUUAAACUGUAAUGACUUUGUAUAUAAACACUUGUAUGCAUACAACUCUGAGAUAACAAACUUUACAAAGAGAUGUUUUAAUUCAUCCCAAUGUUUGUAAAAAGUCUAAAUGGAGGAUUCUCUCCCUAGUUUGUGUAUUUUCGGUUUGUCCAAAAUAAGAGAUUGUCAAUUAUUUAUGUAAUCUAGUUCCAUGUUAGUUAUGAAUACAUUUUUUUCCCCUCGAGAUUAUUUCUAAAAGGCCAGAUAGUUUGCAAAGUGUGUCAUAUGAAUACAAUUUACAUUUUAUUUUAUAAAAUUUUUACAACUUAGUGCAAUAUAUUCCAAUAUUUUAAAAUUGUGUUAAUAAAUUGCAGUAGAGAUUUAAAAAAUGUAGUAAUGAAAUUGAAUUGUUUAUUUGUAAAAUAUGUGUGUAAAAUUUUUAGACCAUUCAAAAAUACAAAUUCAAUAGUCAUCAAUUAUUAAGUUUGAAGAUUUUUUAAUUACAAAUUCAAAUGUAUUGAAAACGACAAUUUGUAUAUUAAAAUUGGAUCAUGUAUCCCUAUUUACAACAAAAAUUUCGGGUUCAAAUCCUUUUACUAUCUAAAGUAUAUUUUUAGGAAUAACUUUGAAAUUGCAAAAUAAUUUUUUUUGAUAGUCUUUAUGAGCUACUGGAAUGGUUUCUAUGUACACAAAUUGUAAGUAAAUCAAAUCAUUUGUUUUUCACUGUACGAAUAUAUCAAAAAGAAAAACAUUAAUAAUCACAAAACAAAUAUUA
Molecule: messenger RNA, 5907 nt
Organism: Biomphalaria glabrata
Lineage: Eukaryota; Metazoa; Mollusca; Gastropoda; Planorbidae
Exons: 13
Coding region: 94-1605 (503 amino acids)
Biological process (GO): activation of GTPase activity
Molecular function (GO): GTPase activator activity
Source: RefSeq, a predicted model, not a curated record